Xiphophorus hellerii (green swordtail) is the source of this 609-nucleotide messenger RNA. Its product is annotated as guanine nucleotide-binding protein G(I)/G(S)/G(O) subunit gamma-7-like. Gene Ontology annotation, biological process: G protein-coupled receptor signaling pathway. The record is from RefSeq and is a predicted model, not a curated record. The transcript is spliced from 2 exons. NCBI's taxonomy places the organism in Eukaryota, Metazoa, Chordata, Actinopteri, Cyprinodontiformes, Poeciliidae. Gene Ontology annotation, cellular component: heterotrimeric G-protein complex. Bases 146 to 355 code for a protein of 69 amino acids. Gene Ontology annotation, molecular function: G-protein beta-subunit binding.
AGAAGGCACACGGGUCAAAAUGCAAAGCCAGGAGCCCAUCUGAGCUGACUUUGCCACACGACCUGGACAGACUUUUGCAUCAGGUUAAAAUAUUACUCUAAAUCAUUUUUUUGUAGGACAUUUUGUUUUGGCAAUAUCAGGAAAGAUGUGCAGCAGCAGCAACAGCAUCAUCCAGGCCCAAAAAUUGGUGGAUCAACUCCAAAUUGAAGCAGGCAUGGAAAGAUUCAAGAUCUCCCUCACAGCAGCAGAUUUAGUCCAAUACUGUCAGGAACACAGACGCAGCGAUCCUCUGCUAACCGGCAUAUCGGCUUCGUCCAACCCUUUCAAAGAUAAGAAGACCUGUGUACUACUCUGACACCAGAAGAUCCAUGCCACAAUACAGAAAACUUAGACUGGGAGCUCCAAAUGAUUAGUUUAGACAUUUAUAUUUUGCCUGUCAUGUGUUUAUGCCUCAUCUGCAAAAAUACAUAUAAUUUCUGACACAGAAUUUUCAGGACUUUCGAUGGAAACGUUAGUUUCACAGACUUAUAAACAAAAGAACAGAAGUACUUUUAUUGUGCAUUGUAGUUUAAUUUGUUAAUGCAUAAAUACAAUAAACAAUUAAAUAUU